Molecule: messenger RNA, 1443 nt
Organism: Hepatospora eriocheir
Lineage: Eukaryota; Fungi; Microsporidia; Hepatosporidae
Source: the annotation of a GenBank genome assembly
AUGAAUCAUUUUUUGUUAAUUGUAAAUUUAAUAAAUUCAUCUAAUUAUAUAGAAGAAAGUUCUUCUAAUAUAUUAAACACUGAUUAUAGACCAGAAGAUGAUGAGUUUAUACAGGUAUGUUUCCCUGAAAUAGCUGAUGUAUUAAUUGAGUCAGAAAACGAUGAAAGAAAAAAUUAUUAUAGUAAAGAAGAAAGUUCUAAAUCUGAAAUUGAAGAAAAAAUUAAAUAUGAUAAUAUAGAAGAAAGUUCUUCUAAUAUGUUAAACACUGAUUAUAGACCAGAAGAUGAUGAGUUUACACAUAUAUAUUUCCCUGAAAUAGCUGAUGCAUUAAUUGAGUUAGAAAACAAUGAAAGAAAAAAUUAUUAUAUUGAAGAAGAAAGUUUUAAAUCUGAAAUUGAAGAAAAAAUAAAACCUGAUAAAAAAAGAAAACAUGAAAAAAAAUCUCACUUAGAUAUAAAAAACUGUAAUAAUAAAAUACAAAAAACAGAAGAGAGUAAAAAUACUAAUUUAAAACGUUCAUUUGAAACCAAUAAAGACAAAAAUAAAAGUAUCCGUAUAAAUGAUGCAAUUACUAUUUUUGUAGUAAAAAAAGAAUCUAAUUCUAAUCUAAUAGGGAACACAAAAAUAAUUCAAUAUUCUCAUAUAAAACAAAAAAAUUAUAAUUUCUUAAACGAAUUUCAAAAACUAACUGAAAAAGAGGAAUUAAACGCUACAUACAGAAAAAAUUUAUCUAAAAUAUUAAAUAGAAAAUUUGAGUUUACAAUUCCAUUGGAGAAUUUUUUAAUAAUUUUAAAUCAGAAAACAUUUAAUAAAGACAAGUUAAACCAAAUUGCUAAUUUAAAUAAUAUGACUACUGAUGAUAAACCUUAUGAAUUGAAUUAUUUUGAAUGUUUUUUAUUGAGAGCAGUUCAUUGUUUAACAAAGCAUGAUGAUUUAGAAAAAACAAAAAAUUUUAAAGUUGCAAAUGUUUUUAUAGAUUUAUUAAAUAGAUUCAUUGAGUUUUAUGAAUAUCUGAAUAAACUGAAAGAGGUAUUUGAAUUGAUAAACAACAAUGAUGAAAAUAUUUUACCUACAAAGUUAGAUGAGAUAGUUUCAAUAAUUAAUCAAAAAUUUUUAUUGCAACUUGAGUCAUUUAAAGAAAAAGAAUUAAUUUUUAACAAAAUUUGUUCUUCUUUAACUCACAAUAAAAUAAAAUUAACUUAUUUUAUGAUGGGAGUUGAUUGUGAUAAAACAAAUUACACGUAUAUGUUAGAAAAAUUUAAUGAUAUUCCUGUUUUUAAUAGCUAUUCAGAAUAUAAAAAUAUACUUAAAGAAGUAAGUAUACUUUAUGUUUUUUAUAUUAAUUCCUUGUAUGUAUUUGGUAAAUUUGAUUAUUAUUAUUUAUCAGAUACAAAAAAAGAAAUAUUAAUUGAUUUUGUUAAAUUAAUAAAUAAUCUACAAUGA